AUGGCCUUCGGCGCCGCGAGCGGCGACGAGGGCUGGGAGAACGUGAAAGGGUGGACGAAGCGCGUCGCGCUUUUCUCGUACAGGUAUUUGCUGCUGCCGGUCAACUCGGUCACCGUCAGCUCGGUGCGCCACUGGUGGCUGGCCGUGGUGAAGCUCAGGGGGCCCUCUGGGCGCAUGGCGCCCUCGGUCGUGUGGCUCGAUUCCAACCAGGGCCCGGCGGACCUCUACGCGGUGGUGCUGCGGUACCCUGGGGGCUACCCGAGCUAUGCGAAUUACAGGCCCACCGAGGACCCGAAGGCUGACCAGGCGGUCGCCCAAAUGAGGUAUCAGCGGAAGAGGGGCGAGCGCGGCGAGCGCGACAGGGCCAGAUGUCCCAACACGGACGGCUACACCCAGGGCCGUCUGGGCCUGCGCGCGCUGGAGCGCCGUGGCGACGCGCCUGUGCGCGCGCCGCAUCGCCACGACCCUCUCGUCCGGCGGCAGCGGCACGUGCAGCGCGCUCGCGUCAGUGCCAGCGCGGGCGGCCCCAUGCGGCCCCCGCUCGCCAACGCCAGAGGCACGAGCUCGGGGUGCGGGUCGUGGGUCCGUUUUGUGUGCUCCAGCGCGAGGGCGAGCCCGCCGUUCCGCGAAAGCCGCGGCCCGGGCGACCGAGCUCCUGCCGCUGGGUGGCUGAGCGUGACGUUCGCAUGCCUGGUGCGGCCCCCCAGGCAGCGCGACGCUCAGGAUUGGCGGAUCUUCGUUUAUUCGUGGCGACCUAUAGUGGUUCUCGCCGUGGCGCUACCGAAUUUCUUUCUCCUGGCGUUCUUCAGCGACGUGGCCAUCGUUCCCGGCGCCGGCUCGUACGGUACAAAAUUGAUCGACGCUUUGGCUGAUGUCAGCAUCCCGAACGUUGGGCUACUUUUGGUCGCUGCAGCAUUCUUCCUUACUGCUGUCCUGUACGUCCUGGGAUGGGCUACCUGGUCCGACUCUUACUCGGCCAGCGAAUCCGAUGGUGACAGCGAAGUCGAGCAGGAUGGCCACGAGGAUGCUCACGAGCGUUCAAGGAGAAUCACCAGGAUGUCCAUGUCGCAGUUCGUCACGGGAUUCAUAGCUUGGACAUUUUUCGUAGUAGGGUGCAUCAUGCACGCGCUGAAGUGGCCUUUCUGGUCGCGGAUGAGCAUCGCGUGCUUGACUUUAGUACUGCUUUGGGUGAUGAACUCUUGGCGGCAAAGCCUCAGAGUUCGAGGGAAAUUUCAAAGUGUGGUGAGGGGGCAGGAUUUCAUGACAUGGUGUUUCGCGUGUCUCUUUGUAACGAGUGUCAUUCUGGCGGGAUUGUCUAUGGUCCACCUCCACCGCCACCCUGAUUACUUGAGUUGGGAAUCGUACCGGAAUGUGAACAUCGUCAAGAGUUGUGGCAAUGUUGACGAGCGCCACUGCUUAUACGACAAGGUGUUACAACAGUUAGCGAAGAAUAUUAAAAAGUUGCGCGGGAGAGAUUUGACCCUCAAGGACUGCAAACAACCAUCGGAGAGCGAGAUCGUGAUUGAGAAGCCCGAGGCAUUCAGUGAGGUAAAGACUGUUUGCCAGUUGAGCGAGACUGUAUUUUUUACAUUGUUCCUGACUCAAUUCAUCUACUUCGCAGCGUGUCUUGUCACGCUGGUGGCUUGGUGUUGCGAGUGCUAUUUUCGCCACUCUGUCUCUCAAAGCAAGUCUGUCCCCCAGAAUGUCGAGGGGGCUCCAAACCCGUACAGGAUCAAAAAGGUGUUGGUGAUGUUGAUGACGCUCUCGUUCUGCCUGGUUUUUUUCGUUGGUCUCUUCGCGGCCGUUUCGGGUGCAAACGUCAAUGUCCUCAACGGAAUGUUUUCCGUUGGUUUCGCUGUCUUUGCGUUGUCCUUGGCGUGGGCAGCGUGGAACGCCUCCAGGAUCUACGAGGUCUUGCACGCCAACAUGGAUCUUACCACCACCGAUGCAGAGAAGAGUCAGCAGUUCCAGUGGCUACAAUCUGGGGCCGACGAUCUCAAGGGCCUUCUGGACAACGAGUGGGUCCAGGCACUGAUGUUCAUGAGUGGCGUGGUCCCACUUUUCUACAUGUUAGAGAAGACUCGGUUGAGUGUCGCUCACAGGUGUAUGCAGGAUAAGAGGCGCGGCAGUCACACAUUCGACCGAGUAAGCAACCUUUUCAUGAGCAUGUUGGAGGGUUCUAGCAACGAGCAGUCGAGUCCAAGCGAUGUUUCCAGCACUGCCUCGCGCCAGGGGGACGCAGCAGGAGAUCCUCUUCGACCAUUGUUCUCGGACGGUUCUUCAGCCUCUUCGUGUCCGUCGGUUACUCAUUAUGCGAUGCCUCCCAUAAAUUUCAAGGGCUGGAAUGUCUGCAGCGUCCUCAUCAAAGUGUGUUUGCUCAGCGAGGUAUAUUUUAGCAUCCAAGUUGGCAGCAAGGCAACAUUCGUGUUCCUCUCUUACAUGAUAGAAGUCCUCGCCCCAAUGGAACUCGUCUUCAUUAUGGUGAUGAGCUGUGUAGUCGGGUUCGCCAUGUUCAUGUUGCCAGUCGUGCCCGGAAUGGCAGUUUAUUUGUUCAUCGGCAUAUUGAUACCCAAGGCGGUGGUCGAUCGCGAGGAGCCGGAGAAGCAACAUGAUUUCGCAGUGUUCGUGAGAGGGGUUGCCAUUGCUGUUUUCUUGGCGUUGAUCCUGAAGCUCGUCGCUUGCGUCGGCCAGUAUUUCAUCGGAUACUUCCUUGGCCAAGACAUUCACAUCCAGAAGGAAUUCAAUGUCGACCAGAAGCCUAUGCGGGCUGCUGCCAGCGUGCUGACUGGACGGUCAGAUCCUUGCCGCCCCAUCGGCAAGAUUAUCGUUCUCGUCGGAGGUCCAGAUUGGCCUGUGAGUGUAGUAUGCGGUAUCCUUAAGAUUGAUAUUUUGGAUAUGUUGCUCUAUACGAUCCCAGUUGCCGUCGUCCAACUGCCAUGCAUCAUGAGUGGCGCGUAUAUGAUCAAGGCGAAACCCAACGAGCAAACGGACGACAGCAUGUGGCGCAACGUGUGGUCCCUGAUCGCGGCCGCAGGGCAGGGCAUGUGCGCCCUAGGAGCAAUUUAUGUGGGGCAGCUGGCUUACACCCAGGACCCGAACCUGCUGAAAGAGCCAGAAGACCCGGACGAGCUCGAGACGUACAGGGCUGUGCAGGAGUUGCGGGAGAUGGAGAAGCAAGACCUGGCAAUUUGGGAGAAGACGUUGCGGGAUACAAGGCUUCUCAAGGGGGGUUGCCAGCCCGGCGCUGGGUGGGUCAUUUUUUUCGCCGCGUGCCUAAGCGUCGCCUCCAACGCCGUGCUAUUAGGCGACGGCCUCGCCUUCGAGAACUUCGAGCUGAGCAGCAAGAUCUCCGAUGACAUCGACGACUAUGGCCUGGGUGGCGAUCCGUUCAAUCUGGUGAAGCCCGUUGGCUGGAUAGUCUUGGGGGCCUUUGCGGUCAGUGUGACCAUGCACGUGCUGUUCGUCAAGGCGAAGGCCAGGGAGGCGGCGCGGGAGCGCCACGACAUCUGA
This is a messenger RNA of Prorocentrum cordatum, 3510 nucleotides long. The record is from the annotation of a GenBank genome assembly. Lineage: Eukaryota; Dinophyceae; Prorocentrales; Prorocentraceae.